Lineus longissimus is the source of this 3384-nucleotide messenger RNA. Its product is annotated as NF-X1-type zinc finger protein NFXL1-like. Gene Ontology annotation, biological process: regulation of DNA-templated transcription. Gene Ontology annotation, cellular component: nucleus. The record is from RefSeq and is a predicted model, not a curated record. The transcript has 18 exons. Bases 140 to 2806 code for a protein of 888 amino acids. NCBI's taxonomy places the organism in Eukaryota, Metazoa, Nemertea, Pilidiophora, Heteronemertea, Lineidae. Gene Ontology annotation, molecular function: DNA-binding transcription factor activity, RNA polymerase II-specific; RNA polymerase II transcription regulatory region sequence-specific DNA binding; zinc ion binding.
UAUGGCUGCGCCCAUGAAAGGGUCAGCCAGCAUUUUUUCAUAUGUUUUUCUUUAGAUUAUCUCCUAAUUCUGCAGUCUGAACUAUUGUCAUUGUUCAAUUAACGUGUCCAGUUAUUAAAGAAGUGUCAAAGCUCUGAAUAUGGAUGAAAGGCCUGUUUACCUUGGCAGAGGGAGAGGAAGAGCGUCAACAUUUGCUGGUGCUGCCAAAGAUGCCGGCCCACAAAGCUUUGCCCAUGGUCGGGGGAGAGGAAACAGUCAUAAUACUUUUAGUGGCACAAGUGCACCGAAAGAAGAGACAAGAAGCGCCGAAGAAAGAUUUAGUGAUGCCAGUGCAAAGAUAAAAGCAUCAGUCAAUAAACACCUGAAUAAUUUGAACGAGGAUUCCAGUUCAUCAGACGAAGAUGACGAUGGUGAAUACGAGCAUCAUGGUGCUAAGAUAUUGGAUUCGAUGGUGAAGUCAUUUCCUGGAGGGCAAGGUGAUGGUGAUGCUAGUAUCCUUGGUAACACAUAUGAUGUCCUCCUCAACUAUUUCAAGUCUGGUUCCAAUGUCUGCCUCAUCUGCAUUGAGAGUAUCAAGAAAACAGAGGCUGUUUGGAGCUGUACCUGUUGUUAUUGCAUCUUCCAUAUCCAGUGUAUACAGAAGUGGGUGAAAGAUGGCGUCUACCAGCAGACGGCAUUGUCAGAAGAAAAUUUCCCAAAUCGAGAUCUGCCUUGGUUUUGCCCCAAAUGCCGCAACCAAUAUGAGCAGAGUGAGUGUCCCACCAAGUACAUGUGCUUCUGUGGCAAGUUGUGCGAACCUAAGUUCGAUCCUUGGUUACCACCUCAUUCUUGUGGAGAGACAUGUGGAAAAGCUCUCAAACCUUCAUGUGGACAUUCUUGUGUUCUCCCAUGUCAUCCAGGUCCCUGCCCUCCCUGUCCCAAGACUGUAAAUGUGAGCUGCCAUUGUGGACAACAUUCCCCUCUGGCCCGGAGGUGCGGGGCCAAGGCAUGGUCCUGUGGCAAGCCGUGCAGUCGACUUCUGGCUUGCGGACACCAUGAAUGCACGGUGCCGUGUCACGAGUGGGAGUGCCCACCGUGCCUGAAGACGAGUGACCAGAAAUGUCUUUGUGGGAAGAAUGAAACAAGUCGUGAAUGUUCUAGUCCGGAUUGGCAAUGUGAAGAGGUCUGCACUAAAGUUCUCUCUUGUGGCAACCAUACCUGUGAAGAGGUUUGCCAUGCUGGGAAGUGUGGUCCCUGUCCGAGAUCAGUUGACAGGAAAUGCCCUUGCGGAAAGUCAAGUAGUCAACUGCCCUGCACAGAAGAUGUUCCAACAUGUGGCGAUACGUGUGAAAAACCAUUAGAAUGUGGACUUCAUUUGUGUGCCCAGCGAUGUCACUAUGGACCUUGUGGCACAUGUCGUGAAAUGAUGAUAAAACGAUGUCGGUGUGGUGCCCGUCAGAAGGAGGUCCAGUGCUACAAGGACUAUCAGUGUGAGACUCGCUGUAACAAGAUGAAGGACUGUGGACGACACCAGUGUAAGAAAAAGUGUUGUGAUGGGAAGUGUCCACCAUGUGAUCAGCAAUGUGGCAGGCACCUCGGAUGUAAAAACCAUAAAUGUAAAAGCAGGUGCCACACAGGGCGUUGUUACCCUUGCCCCCUGACAGUUCAGGUCAAGUGCUUCUGUGGCCACACAGUCGUAAAAAUUCCUUGUGGUAGAGAAAAAACAACACCACCGCCUCGCUGCCGGGGAAAGUGCAAGAUACCGCCAACCUGCCACCAUCCUAGUCGAGAACCCCAUCGCUGCCAUUUUGGGAAUUGUCCGCCAUGUCGGCAGACAUGUGAUAAGGAUCUGCCCGAAUGUGAUCAUAAAUGUCCCAGUUCUUGUCACUCAGGAAUCUUAGCUAAAGUGCAGGACAAGGUUGUAAGAUCUGGGCCAUGGGAGAAGCUGCCACCAAUGCGGGUUGAGUCAAUUGAUAAACCUUGCCCCCCUUGCCAGGUUCCAAUACAAGCUCAGUGUUUAGGGAAACAUGAGACUUGCUAUUUGCCCUGCUCGGAGGUGAAGCCGUUUUCUUGUACCGGGCCAUGUGGCCGUAAGCUGCCCUGCGGUAAUCAUUCAUGUCGCUUGGAAUGCCAUGAGGUGGUUGGAGCAAAAGAUUCCAUGACGAGCGGAAAGAAUUGUGCUUUGUGUGAAGAACCAUGUUCGAAGCCCCGAGCACCGGGUUGCGGACACGGGUGUCUACUUCCUUGUCAUCCUGAGGACUGCCCAUCAUGUUGUCAGAUGAUCCGCAUGCGAUGUCACUGUCAGAUUGUUGUCCGCCAUAUCGAAUGCUACAAAUGGAUCGAAUCGGACGAGAGCAUGCGAGACGACCUAAAAGCGUGUGGUGGGCCAUGUCCAAAAACACUGGCAUGUGGCCAUCACUGCACUCUGACCUGCCAUCCGGGUGACUGUGCUUCCAGUGAGAAAUGUCGGGAAAAUACACCGUUGCGCUGCCAGUGUCGGCGGAGGAAGAAGAACUUCCCAUGCUGUGAGGUACGGAGUGGGAAGACGAAACUCCCAUGUGACGAGGCAUGUGAGAAGCAAAAGGAAAGCAAGAAAAAGGCUGCUGAAGAAGCUGAGCAGGCUAAGAAAGAUGAAGAGUUGAGAAAGCAGCAGAAAGAACUUGAAGACUUUGAACGAAAGAUGAAAGGACGGGGGCGUCAUCGCCCAAGGAAGCAGAGGGAAGUCGUGGAAGAAGCUGGCUUCUGCAAGAAAUAUUGGAAAUACUUCCUGGCGGCCAUUAUUGUUUUGGCUCUAUCUGUUGGCGUUACUCUUAUUGCACAGUCGUAAAUGACUGUAAACUGGAAAAUUUCCACGGCAAGAAUUGAGGAGCUUCAUCGCAAAAUAUAUCUGUUUUUGCAAAGGCAACUGUUUGCUAUAUAUGUAUUCAGGAGCAUAUUAAGCGCAAAAAUUAUGUUUACGUUCCAAAUAUUGGAACUUUUUCUUACACUUAUUGUCAAACAAAAUGAUGUCACUACAUUACCAUUACCCUUAGGAUGUGAUACAUAACUGUGGCGUAUUUCUUGUGUACUAUCUUGUGGUUUGUAUGUCAUUUGAUCAAAGUGUCAUAAGUACUUAUGAUAUUGAGAACAAGAGUAAAGGUCCUGAAGUCCUGAUUCGGCUACAGCAGUGAAUAGUAUGGGAAGUAGCCAGCUUUCACAAGCAUUGCAUUAAUUUAUUUGAAAGUAGUUGCUUGAGCAAUCAAAUGACCACAAAUUCAGUGAAAGCAGCAAAACGGUGAUGGUAAACCGGUGCAAGUGGAGUUGGGCUUUUAGUGCUGUGCUAGUCCUUGAUGGUUAAGGUGUUAAGUUGUAAAAAAUCUGUUGUGAAGAUUUCGCAGGAGGGAAUAAAACUGUUUUGUGAUUCAA